This is a messenger RNA of Fragaria vesca subsp. vesca, 1697 nucleotides long. RefSeq lists its product as uncharacterized. The transcript has 10 exons. NCBI's taxonomy places the organism in Eukaryota, Viridiplantae, Streptophyta, Magnoliopsida, Rosales, Rosaceae. The record is from RefSeq and is a predicted model, not a curated record. The coding region runs from base 97 to 1422 and encodes 441 amino acids.
GAAUAUUACUUUGUUCAGUAGUUUUCAAUUCCUUGUUUGUCAUACAUUGUCUCUAUUCACCACAUUUUACAUUCCGAUUUUGAAUCUUUAUCCACUAUGGAAGACCCAGAAACAGAUCGCAACCACCAUGAAUCUGUACCUUCUUCUUCUUCACCAUCAACCUCACAGACCCAAGAACAAACAGAGCAGCAAGAACAGCAGAGAAGGUCAACUAGUACUUUCUCUUACCGUGUCAAUGUGCUGAUAUCUGAUGUAGCAGCAUUUGAUAUGAAGGAUGAUUUUUGGUCCGGCUUUAUUGUGCUCGUCACCUUUUGGUUCUUUGCAUCCAUGACUAUGAUUCUUGGUUUCUUUGGAUCCGCCGAUUUACAACUGGGCCCGAAUUGCUCUCGUCUCAUACGAACUAAUCCAUUCUUUGUUCAGACCAUUAAGGCACAGGAAAUAGAGGGUACAAAACCUGGGUCAAUUUUAUAUGGAUUCUACAUACCUCCUCCUCUGGAUGAUGAAAUAGCUUGGACUGAAACACAUCAUACACUGGUGCCAACUACUAAUCACAAGGAAUGGAUUUACUUUCUAAACAAAGGGUCAAGAAUAGAUAUAUAUUACCAUGUCAAACCUUCAAGUUCCUCGCCUUUAACACUUGUAAUUGCACAAGGUAGAGAAAGCCUGGUUGAGUGGAUAGAGGAUCCAUCAUAUGGAAGUGGUAAGAUCCAUCAGGUAAUAUCGGAGUCUUCUAGUUAUUAUAUUGCAGUAGGGAACUUGAACCCUGAGGAUGUUGAGGCAGACUUGGAAUUCAACAUAAAGUCCACUCUUUAUAACACAAGUCAGGCAUAUUACAGGUGCUCCAUACAUAAUCAGUACUGUGGCUUAGAGCUUUCCCUCUUAGGGACAACUUCUGCUGUCUUAACUUCUCCAGGUCCUAAAGAGGGUAUUCAGGAAGAUGACUGGUAUGUCAAAGUGUCAUAUGGACCACGAUGGCUCAUCUAUUUUCUUGGAUCAGGUGUGAUGACUGUGCUCCUGUUAAUGGCCUUUCGAUUUUGUAGCAUUUUCCAAAAUGCUGGUGAGGAUAGAACAGAUUUUCAAGGAAGAGAGGCAUCACCUGUACGAACCCCAUUGCUUUUACCCAAAGAUGAUGAUGCUUUAAGUUGGGGUUCAUCGUAUGAAUGUAUUUCAAAUGAUGAAGAGGAUUUUGAAGAGUUCCUUGGUGUUAGUUCCCUUGAAGGUAAGUCUAUAAAUGGAGGGGACGACAACAAUACUCUGCGUCUUUGUGUCAUUUGCUUUGAUGGGCCGAGAGACUGCUUCUUUCUUCCAUGUGGUCACUGUGCUACCUGUUUUACUUGUGGAACAAGGAUUUCUGAAGAGGCUGGAACUUGUCCCAUUUGUCGUAUGAAGAUGAAGAAAGUAAGGAAGAUUUUUUCAGUUUGAGGCUUUGAGCUGUAUAUAUGACUAUGUGAAUCAAACUAGCAUUGGCCUUUCUCCUUGCUUUUUCUGUACAAUUCAUGAACUUUUAGAUGGAGCUUUUGUGGAGGUUGUCAACAUUUUGCAGUUUCCUUUGUCUUGAUUUCAAUUUUAGGGUCUCUAUCUGUAUCAUUGUAGCUAAAGUUUGGAAAUGUAAUUGCAGAUGUAAUUGUUUAUAAACUGAAAUUGGUAUUGUACAAUUCAAAAGUCUACAAUCUCUUCUCACUCGAUUUGAAGAUGAU